CCAUUAGGCAAUGGGGUCUCUAUAUCAGCCAAGAAGUCUCCUCUCCCUCGAUAAAUUUGCAGAGAAACCUUUGAUCUUGCUUCGACGAGCCAUGGCCGAGGAGAAGCACCACCACCACCUGUUCCACCGCCACAAGGAGGAGGAGGAGGAGAACUCCGGGGAGGUCGACUACGAGAAGAAGGAGAAGCACCACAAGCACAUGGAGCAGCUCGGGGAGCUCGGCGCCAUUGCCACCGGGGCAUAUGCUCUGCAUGAGAAGCACAAGGCCAAGAAGGACCCCGAGAACGCGCACGGCCACCGGAUCAAGGAGGAGGUGGCCGCCGUCGCCGCCGUGGGCUCCGCCGGGUUCGCCUUCCACAAGCACCACGAGAAGAAGGACGCCAAGAAGCAUGGCCAGAACUGAAUGCAUCGCGUGUCUGCCUGAACCAUCGCUGCUUAAUUUGUUCUUUCAACUCGUGUGCGACAGGUUCUGAUUUGGACUGAUCCAUACCUAGGAAUUCUGGAUCGUAGGUGUUUGUAUCAAGACCAAAUCAAAGCUUGAAUAAGUGUGUGCAUACUGCGCACUUGUUUGUGUACUGGAUCAUAUUUAUUCUUUCUUUGUUGAAA
Messenger RNA from Phragmites australis (common reed), 606 nucleotides. RefSeq names its product abscisic stress-ripening protein 3-like. The record is from RefSeq and is a predicted model, not a curated record. The coding region runs from base 11 to 403 and encodes 130 amino acids. The transcript has 2 exons. NCBI's taxonomy places the organism in Eukaryota, Viridiplantae, Streptophyta, Magnoliopsida, Poales, Poaceae.